Molecule: messenger RNA, 3837 nt
Organism: Gadus chalcogrammus (walleye pollock)
Lineage: Eukaryota; Metazoa; Chordata; Actinopteri; Gadiformes; Gadidae
Gene: pcdh20l
Product: protocadherin 20
Exons: 2
Coding region: 49-2586 (845 amino acids)
Biological process (GO): homophilic cell-cell adhesion
Cellular component (GO): plasma membrane
Molecular function (GO): calcium ion binding
Source: RefSeq, a predicted model, not a curated record
ACUCGGGUAACAUGUGUGAGGGCUGUGGGCCAUGGGACUCUAGAUAAUAUGAACUGGGCUGCACUUCUACAGCAUGUGCUGGUUAUGGUCCAUCUUCGGCAGAUGGUGUGCGAUACCUCCCGAUUUUACAUCGCAGAAGAACAAGAGGCUGGCGUCCGUGUGGGGACCCUUCGCCGAGACUUCCCCCCUCCGUUUAAACUGCUAAACCUUAACUACCUGUGGGUGGAUAAGAGCACAGGGGACCUCUACACUGCUGAGCACAAGAUGGAUCGAGAGACGCUGUGCCCCGAGGAGACAAUGGCUGGGGAAUGUAUUAUUCCACAUAAUGCCAUCGUGGGGCCCUCGGGAGACCUUGUACGGUUCCAUGUAGUCGUAGAGGACGUCAAUGACAACGCGCCGCGCUUUGAAAACAUUGAGAUCCGCCUGAGUCUGCUUGAGGAUAUAGAGGUGGGCAGCAGUGUUCCUCUGGAUGACGGGGCCACAGACAGGGAUAGCGGCGCCAAUGGGGAAUUGCAGUAUGACCUUCAAGACCCCGACGGGGUCUUUUGUUUAUCAGUGGAGAAGGGUGCUGUUGUUUCACUGGUUGUGCAAAGCGCUCUGGACAGGGAGCUCCAGGAUACCUAUCGCAUGUCUCUUGUGGCCACCGAUGGCGGAUCCGAGCCUUUGAGUGCUACGGCGACUCUGAUCAUUGACGUGAUGGACGUCAACGACAACUGUCCAAGGUUUGUCUCCGACAGUCCCCAAAGUGUCACCGUGCAUGGCGACACUGCCAGGGGAACGCUGGUGACUCAGGUCAGGGCCACCGAUCCAGAUCUAGGCCCGAACGCUGCCAUCAUCUACUCCCUCAGUCCCAAGGUAUCCGAGCGGGCCAAAAACCUGUUAAGCCUGGAUGGCCUCACAGGGCACGUCAGGUUAACUCUCAAUCUCCAGGCCGACAGCGCCGAGGAGCUGGUGUUGCAUGUGUUGGCCAGCAGCCCUCACUGCCCUCCAGCAGACACUCAGGUAACGGUAUCCGUGCUCCGCUCCACAAGGCAUACACCGGAGAUAAAGAUUGGGUUCAUAGCGGAGCACGAAAACCAGACUAUCCUGUUACGGGAGAACCUGCCCCCUACUGUCUUAGCGCUGCUGGAGGUGAGAGGGAACAGUGGCUUAGGCGACUCGUGUCUUAUCAUUAAAGGCGAGGUGCCUUUCACGUUAAGCCCGCAGAACGGCAAAUAUCUCCUUUCCACCUCCAGACCCUUAGACCACGAGAUGAAAGGGGAGUAUCUUAUUUCUGUGGGGUUUUCUGGGGCCAAGACAGGAGGCCACACCGUGGACACAGGCUCUGGGCUAGAGAUCAGAGUGCUUGUCCUGGACGUCAAUGACAACAUUCCUCAGUUUCUCCGGCCACAUUACCAUCUGGAGGUUGAGGAAAACAAGCCGCCAACGGGAUCUCUGCUGACCGUCAGGGCUACAGAUGCAGACAGCGGCCCCAACGGCCGGGUCACCUAUAGGCUGGGCAAAUACACAGCUGCCAUCUUCAGGAUGGGGAGCCAGACCGGUCAGCUGUCUGUGACCGUCCCGUUGGACAGGGAACAGCAGGAUGUGCACACAAUCAGCGUGUUGGCACGAGACAAUGGCUCUCCUCCAUUAGAAUCGCUAACAACCGUUUCCAUCCGUGUGCACGACCAGAAUGACAAUGCGCCAGCGUUUGUUACACCGCACUUCAUAUUUUUCAUCCCCGAAAACCUGCCGCCACUCGCCCACGUGGGCAGGAUAGGAGUGACGGACGCCGACGAAGGGGAGAACGGCGUCGUGGAGGUACGUGUUGUGAACACCACCGCCCCCUUCGUCAUGGACAACGCCCGGGGGAUGUUGAGGUGCACCACCAACGUUGACCGGGAGACGGUCGACCGGUACGAGCUUCACCUGCUCGCCACGGACCACGGCCACCCUUCCCCUCUGACCUCCGUCGCCAAGGUCACCAUCUUCCUCGAGGACGUCAACGACAACCAGCCAAGAGUGAUUCUCCCCGACAGCAACCUGUCCUGCCUGACCGUGUCGCCGGCCACCGCCGCGGGAACCAUGGUGACGAAGAUCUACGCCACGGAUGAGGACUCCGGGCUGAACUCGGAAAUCACAUACACUGUCGCGGCCCAGGAGCCGCCCCCCCACAGCAGCCCCUUCCGGCUGGAUUCAAGGUCGGGGAACAUCACCCUGACCCAGCGGCUGCUGGGGACAGACCUGGGGAUGCAUCACCUGUUCAUCGUGGUGAGCGACGGUGGGAAGCCGGCCCCCCUCCACACCACCGUUUGGGUCAAUCUACUAGUCAACGAGACCUUGGAGCCCUGCCACCUGGACAGCCUGCCCAGGUCUCUGCCUUACAGGCUGGCACAGACACCCUCCGAAGCAUCCGUCUGCGACGCCAAGCACGCUCAUCUGAUGCUGUUAGCGGGUCUUGGUACGAUGCUCGCAUCCAUCUGUCUGCUUUGCGUGACAGCUGUUUCAUACCUGAAACAGAAGAGAGGGCUGCGGGGAAACGGGAGGGGAAAGGAGGACGAGAAUUCGAUUCCACUCAGCCAUACAAAGAGGCAUUAUGAUGAGUAGCACACUAAAGCAAACAGUUAGCUUUAGCUCUAUGUCAACAAUGCAAUGAAUAUGUUGAAUUUGCAACUGCUGAAUGCACACAAAUGCAUUCGUAGUAUUGAAAUUUGAUGUCCAUUGGUUUUCCAAACGCCCUUGCCUCAUUGUGUAUAAUGCCGGCGGUUCUUUUUCCAUUGUUUUUGUUCAUAAAGUGUAUAGGUUUUAAUUUCCUGCAUGACAAGCCAGCGCUAAAUCCCAAAUAUCAGGUGAUUCAUAUUCAUGAUAAGCAAGCCACAUCGCAGAUGAAAUAAGGUUAACUUGAUAAAUAUGCGAUUGAAUAUAUAAAAAUACCCCCAGCGUGAAGGGAAGAGACCUAGGAGAAGAACAGUAACUGUCGCAUACGGCGUACACAGCAUUAGUCACUGCAAGGAGCACAUAUUCCCCCUCGAGCAAUAAAUAGCCCAGAGACCAGAAACUUCCCCAUCUCUGAGGACUCCUCUCCCUGGAGAGAACAGAACACCAUUCUGUCUGGCUAAAAAGACGGAGCUAAUGAUCCUGCUAAGUUGAUUAGCUCUCUCUCCCGUUUCCCUCUCUGAGUGAUGGAGAGUAUUAGGUAUUUAGUCGCACAAAGGGGUUUAACGUUCCUUUGGCGGAGGAGGAGGUGAUGAAAGUCCCGCAAGGAGAUGCUUAGAGGAGGCCUCCGGGCUGCAGGCAGGGGGAGACCGCCAGGGACCGCUUUGGACAGGUGAGCGGCAGGACCUGGAGAAGAUGACACACACACACACACACACACACACAUACACAAACACACACACACAGACACCCCUCAAGUCGCAAGCCUCUCUCCUGUUAUCCGAUCGGGCCUCUACUUAGCCGCAUUGUGCUGGGUGUCACCCUAAGGCCCUGAUCCAACGACACCGCCACAACGAUGGAACAUAAAUGUACACCGAAGAAUGGCCUCUAGUCCCCUUUCAGCCUGUUUACAUCAAAACCUGCAAUUUCGAUCGAGGAGUGUUACAUUAAUUCCAAGAAUGGAUCAUCUUUCCAUUCAUACCCCCGUUGCAAAGCUUCCGUUGCUAUGCUUUGUCGUGAGAUAUUGUCCUGCUAUCUAUUGUGCUACCAGAGGUUAUCUUUAUGCAAUCAUAAAUGUGUUCCCCGCUCCCUGUUGAAUUACGAAUAUUCACAACAACGGUUAAUAAAAAGCACACGCUUGAUAUUUGAUUGUAUGAGAGCUUUGAUAUUUGACUGAGAGCAAGAAGCAGUUUACAUUGUUAA